Messenger RNA from Schistocerca cancellata (South American locust), 486 nucleotides. RefSeq names its product ubiquinone biosynthesis monooxygenase COQ6, mitochondrial (gene Coq6). The transcript is spliced from 4 exons. Gene Ontology annotation, cellular component: mitochondrion. The coding region runs from base 1 to 486 and encodes 161 amino acids. Lineage: Eukaryota; Metazoa; Arthropoda; Insecta; Orthoptera; Acrididae. Gene Ontology annotation, biological process: ubiquinone biosynthetic process. The record is from RefSeq and is a predicted model, not a curated record. Gene Ontology annotation, molecular function: oxidoreductase activity.
AUGGCUGGGAGACAUGAUAGAUGCUUAUCUAACAAACGCAUCCUGCUUUUGGAAGGCAGUCCAAAGAAAGAGUGGCAGCUUACUCCACAUUACAGCAAUCGCGUUUCUGCUUUGAAUGGAGGUACUAAAUCUCUGCUAGAAUCAAUUGGUGCUUGGGAAAAUAUAUAUAAAACAAGAUGUAAGGCUGUGAAGAAAAUGCAAGUUUGGGAUGCUCUGUCAGAUGCAAUGAUAACAUUCAACAAUGAUGGGAUGGCAGAAGAGAUUGCAUACAUAGUUGAAAAUGACCUUUUAGUAGACUCAGUUAGUAAAUGUCUGGAAGAAAGAACCUCCAAUGUUGAAGUCAUCUAUGAAGCAAAAGUUAAAAAUUGCAAAUUACCAUCAAGUGAUGUUUUAUCUGGUGCACAUGACCUUGCACAGAUUGAAAUGGAAGAUGGUACUUCUUACAGCUGCAGAUUACUGGCUGGUCAUUAUGACAAUGCAUUGUAG